GAGGGUCAUUAAUAACUAAUUAGAAAGGGGGUCAGGCCAGUCACGUAUAAAGGCAGCCGAGACUUUGACAAGAAGGAACAUUUUCUAUCCCACUGUCUCUCAAGGAGGAACACGGUUUUUGGCAAGAGAUCCGCUUCGUUUAUUUGUUUUUUUAACCUCACUGGAACCUCGCAGAUUAUUAUUAUUUUUUUAUAAGAUAUAACUUUCUAAAAAAAACUAAAAUAAAGGUGCAAUAUAUCUAGCUAUCUAUAUCUCUAGAUAUCAUUUGAUUAUAAGAUUACCGGCGUGAUGGGUUCCGUGCUGCCCGCCGAAGCAAUGGUACUCAAAUCUGGACUCAAACAGCAGGGCUUGUCCCUGUCUGAUAUUAUUACCUCAGAUAUACUGCACAGUUUUCUCUACGGCAGGUGGAGAAACGUGCUAGGGGAGCACCUCUUUGAGGAAAAGAACACCAACGCCAACCCCAAAACCGCGUUCACCGCCGAGGUCCUGGCACAGUCCUUCUCCGGAGAAGUCCAAAAGCUGUCGAGUUUGGUGUUACCCAGUGAAGUCAUCAUCGCCCAGAGCUCCAUCCCGGGAGAGGGACUCGGUAUCUUCUCCAAAACCUGGAUCAAAGCCGGGACCGAGAUGGGUCCCUUUACCGGGAGGGUCAUGUCCCCCGAACACGUGGAUCUCUUCAAAAACAACAAUCUGAUGUGGGAGGUGUUUAAUGAAGACGGCACCGUGCGCUACUUUAUCGAUGCCAGCCAGGAGGACCACCGCAGCUGGAUGACGUACAUCAAGUGUGCGCGGAACGAGCAGGAGCAGAACCUGGAGGUGGUGCAGAUUGGCAACAGCAUCUUCUACAAAACCUGCGAGGUCAUCCCGCCCGAUCAGGAGCUCUUGGUUUGGUACGGAAACUCCCACAACACUUUCCUGGGAAUCCCUGGCGUUCCGGGAAUGGAGGAAGAUCAUCAAAAAAUCAAACAGAAGAGUGACGACUUCCACAUGUGCGACGGCUCCACCCCCCCUUCUUCCUCCUCCUCCUCCUCCUCCUCUUCCUCCUCCACUUCCUCGGGCUGCCGCAUGCGAUGCGUCAUCUGCCACCGCGGCUUCAACUCCCGCAGUAACCUGCGCUCCCACAUGCGCAUCCACACGCUGGACAAGCCCUUCGUGUGCCGCUUCUGCAACCGUCGCUUCAGCCAGUCCUCCACGCUGCGCAACCACGUGCGCCUGCACACGGGCGAGCGCCCCUACAAGUGCCUGGUGUGCCAGAGCGCCUACUCCCAGCUGGCCGGGCUGCGGGCUCACCAGAAGAGCGCCCGGCACCGGCCCUCCGGCUCCGGGGCCGUCGGCUCCCUGCAGGGCCUCUCCCCCCCCUCGCAGAUGCCAGUCCCGCACCCGGUCGCCCUGGCGCACCACAUACCCACCAUGGUGCUGUGAGGACCCGAGGCAAAACACAAACACGUAGCACUCCUGCCAGGUCUCUGUGUGUGCCAUUGCUCGCCCACCUGCCCGCCCGCCUCCCUUAUUGAAGGUGCUGUUUUGCUAAGGGAUCGGAUAGCAGUAAAGCGUCAAUGCACAGCACUGGUAUGCGUUAUGGCUUUAGCAGGAGAAACAGCAGUGGGCAGUAUUCCAAAAAGGAACACCUCCAUAUUCCGAAACAGCAGAACUUUCCACAGAUCUGUCAGGCGUGCUACCAAGCUCAAUUACAGGCACUGCAGAUGGCAGCUCUGAGGCUGUCAUUUCUAAUAGACUUUGGAGAAUGGGUUCCCUUGACAUGGGCUCACUGGAAACAAGGAGGCAGCAACAAAAAAAAAAUAAGAGUUGGACUAGAAAACUGAUUGUUCUUUAGGGUAUGGGUAUGCUGCAGCCACACUCUUUAAAAGUAGAUCAGGAAUUCUGUCCCUUCAACAGUAUUCCCUUAGUAUAACUGGUCACUCGAUUCCUCAGGAAAAUGUAGAAAUUCGAAGUUAGUUACAGAAUGCUGAAGUACUGAAGUAACGCCCCUUGUGCAUUAUUCAGCAAGCAAUGUACUGUUCCUUUACUGUAUUCAGAAAUUCUAGUGCAUCGUUUUUCUGUUUUGAGACUGCGCAUAUUUUUUUGUUUUGUUUACAGGCCAUAAUGGUUAAAUUUGUGAAGAAAAAAAAAUCUGCAGUUUAUAGAAAUCGAGUAUGUUGUACACAGCGACCUCUGGAGGCUGUUGGGAAGUAUGUCCCGCUGCUUAUUUUAUGGAUUAGUGCGCCCCUAGUGUUCUUAAACGUGCGUUACAAUCCUUCGUGUAUGGAGGAAGACAAUAUUUGUAUGAAAAAAAAUGUAUAUAAAUAUAUAUAUACAAAAUGUAAUUUUAAAACUGUGCUCUACUUCCACAAAUA
This is a messenger RNA of Polyodon spathula (Mississippi paddlefish), 2351 nucleotides long. It is a transcript of the gene prdm12b, whose product is annotated as PR domain containing 12b. The transcript has 5 exons. Gene Ontology annotation, biological process: neurogenesis. The coding region runs from base 289 to 1419 and encodes 376 amino acids. Gene Ontology annotation, molecular function: histone methyltransferase binding. Lineage: Eukaryota; Metazoa; Chordata; Actinopteri; Acipenseriformes; Polyodontidae. The record is from RefSeq and is a predicted model, not a curated record. Gene Ontology annotation, cellular component: nucleus.